AUGGCACAAGAAGAUUAUGGUCUGGACAAGAAAAUCGAGAAGGUGGUGCUAACAUAUUCCUUACCAGACGUCAUUUUACAGAAAAUGGCUCCGGAUACUCCUCCUAUGCAUGUCACGAAUGAUAGACAAGAUGAAGAUAGUAAUGCUGCUGAUGAUGUUCAAGCAACUGUUGAUGAUGUUCAAGCAACUGCUGAUGUUGAUGUUGAUGUUGACGAUGGUGUAAACUACAGUGAUUACGGGAAAGUAAAAGAUGAGGAUUCUGACGAGGAUGCAAAUGAAACGCUUUAUGAUGGUCAUAAAGCACAGUGCUCUGGUGGUGAAGGAAGAUUGUUGUCCUUAAAUGACAAUAUAUAUGUCGGUCAGAGUUUUCCUAGUAAGGCUGAGCUUGUUUCAAAGCUGAAGUCGGUGGCUGUGAAAUAUCGGGUUGGGAUUAAAGAUGGGCUUACACCGAAGCAUAUCAAAGACGCGAUGAGGAACAUGUUUGGGAUGAAGCUAGAUUACAACACUUCGUGUAGAGCUUUGUUAUGUGCGCAAGAGUUGGUGAGAGGAACAACAAAAGAUGGAUAUGAGAAUCUGCCUUCUUAUUUGCGUCAGAUCGAGAUAUCGAAUCCGGGAACUGUCACAUGUCUUGAGAAAGAUGGUGAAAACAGAUUUAAGAAUCUAUUCCUCUCUUUUGGAGCUUCGAUAGCUGGUUUUACCUAUCUUAGGAGGGUUAUUGUGGUGGAUGGGACUCAUCUAUGUGGAAAGUAUGAAGGAGUUAUGCUAGUUGCGGCUGCCCAAGACGACAAUUUUCAGAUUUUUCCAUUGGCUUUUGCGAUUGUGGAUGCGGAGAAUGAUGAUUCGUGGGAAUGGUUUUUUACCCAAUUGCGGAGAUGUGUUUCAGAUCAGUAUGAUUUGGUGAUAGUUUCUGACAGGCACGGUUCCAUUAAGAAGGCGUGUGAGAAGGUUUUCCCUUGGGCAAGGCGAGGAAUAUGCUAUUAUCAUCUACAACAGAUGAUAGUCCAAAAGUUCAAGGGAAAUCACAUGUUGUACUUGGUCAAAGGCGCUGCUUAUGCACAUACGCUUUUCGAUUUUAACCGCUACAUGGAUGAGAUAUGGAAUAUAAACCCCAACCUUACAACAUAUUUGGAGAAUGCUUACAUCUUGUUAUGGUCACAAGUUCACUUUCAAGGUGAUAAAUACAACAUAAAGACUAGCAACAUCGCAGAAUCUAUCAACUUCACACUUAAGCCAGCCAAAGGAUUUCCAAUCUCAUUCCUUCUAGAAUUUAUACGCGAGAAGCUAGGAAGGUGGUUCUUUAAAAGGAGAGAAGAUGCUUUGAGUCUCACUUCACAUCAUAGUCGGGGAGUUGAAAACUUGUUGGCUAUUCGUAAAGAGUAUGCAUAUAUGAUGAAUGUGGAGCGUAUUGAUGGUUGGCGAUUUUUUGUGAGAGGAGGACAUCGAGAUUGUGUUGUUGACUUGUAA
This is a messenger RNA of Brassica napus (rape), 1464 nucleotides long. RefSeq lists its product as uncharacterized. The coding region runs from base 1 to 1464 and encodes 487 amino acids. The transcript is spliced from 3 exons. Lineage: Eukaryota; Viridiplantae; Streptophyta; Magnoliopsida; Brassicales; Brassicaceae. The record is from RefSeq and is a predicted model, not a curated record.